This is a messenger RNA of Candidozyma duobushaemuli, 1017 nucleotides long. It is a transcript of the gene ARG3, whose product is annotated as ornithine carbamoyltransferase. Gene Ontology annotation, biological process: L-citrulline biosynthetic process. The record is from RefSeq and is a predicted model, not a curated record. Bases 1 to 1017 code for a protein of 338 amino acids. Lineage: Eukaryota; Fungi; Ascomycota; Pichiomycetes; Serinales; Metschnikowiaceae. The transcript has a single exon. Gene Ontology annotation, cellular component: mitochondrion. Gene Ontology annotation, molecular function: ornithine carbamoyltransferase activity; amino acid binding.
AUGUUCAAGCGUUUCUUCAGUCAGUCCAUAGCAAAGCCCCAAAUGACGACCCCACGCCACCUAGUGAACAUUCUGCUGCUCAGCAACGAGGAAUUUGCAUCUUUGGUUAGCAAAGCCGAAGCCCUCAAGAAGGUGGUGAAAAAUGGCAAUAUCAGCCAGAUCAAGGAGAACCACGACAAGCUUCUCGGGAAAGUCGUUGCCCUUCUUUUUUCAAAAAGAUCCACCAGAACAAGAAUCUCCACAGAAGGCGCUGCAGCCCAUUUUGGUGCUCAACCCAUGUUUCUUGGAAAAGACGAUAUCCAGCUUGGUGUCAACGAGCUGAUGUACGACACAACAAAGGUUAUUUCGCUGAUGACGUCGUGCAUUUUCGCCCGUGUCAACAAGCACCAGGACAUCCAGGAUUUGUGCAAGGAUUCCUCCGUUCCUAUCAUCAACUCCCUUUGCGACAUGUACCACCCACUUCAGGCGAUUGCUGAUCUUUUGAGUAUCAAGGAAGCUUUCGGACGUACGGAGGGCCUCAAGCUCGCGUGGAUCGGAGACGCCAACAACGUGAUCAACGAUUUGGCCAUUGCUGCUUUGAAAAUGGGCAUUUCUGUUUCAGUGUCGAUUCCCAGCCUGGUGCACUUUGAGCAGGUGAUUUUGGACGAUGCUGAAAAGUUGGUUUCUGAAAGCAACGGAAAAGUCACUUUCGAGGUGGUCAACAGCCCCGCCGAGGCUCUCAAAAACGCCAAUGUCGUUGUCACGGAUACCUGGAUCUCCAUGGGAGAGGAAUCGCAAAAACAAGCCAAACUCAAGCAGUUUGACGGCUACCAGAUCACACAGAAAAUGGUCAGCGAUGCAGGCGUCAACAAGGACUGGCGUUUCAUGCACUGUUUGCCCAGACACCCUGAGGAGGUUGCUGAUGAUGUUUUCUACAGCGACAAGUCCAUUGUGUUUGAGGAGGCGGAGAACCGUUUAUAUGCGGCCAUGGCUGUGAUCGAGGCUUUUGUGGUCAACAAGGGCGACUUGUUGAAGUAA